GCCCCCAUGCGCCCCCCUAGGCCCCCGCGCGCCCCGCUCUAAAGUAAACACCCAGGAGCGGCGGCGGCCGGACGGUGCGGUGACUCCGCCCGCUCGCCGCCUCGGUGCCGCGGGCGGGUCUGGCCAUGGCCGAGGGCGUGCCGACCUCCGCAUCGGGCGGCGCGGGCUGCUGGGGCGCGGCCGGGCCUACACGGCGGCAUCAUCCAGUGGUUGGUUGACACCUUCUGCAUCUGCGAAGGGUACAGUGUGUGUGCCUCGCUGCCUCAUGUAUGAGAUUUACAUGGAGACCUGCAGGCAAAAUGCUCAGAACCAAGUCAACCCAGCCACGUUUGGGAAGCUCGUGCACUUGGUUUUCCCUGAUCUUGGCACCCGGAGGUGGGGCACAAGAGGAAGUGCCAGGUAUCAUUAACGACGGGAUCCGUAUCAAGAAAAGUUCUUUCUUCUAUGCCCAGUACUGCUGCCUUCUAGGUGAAAAAAGAUACCACAGAAGUUACUGUGUUUGUCAAAAGACUAAGAAGAAAGACAUACCUUUCCAACAUGGCAAAGACCAUGAAAAUGGUGCUGAAAAACAGCAGGAGAGUCAGCAUCCUGCAGUUGGAUCUACACGCCAUCAUGCAUCAGGGCGCUUUGGAUAUUUCCCAGAAAGCCCCGACGAGUAAUCCGAGCGGCACUGACGACCUGGAGGGGAACACAGAGAUGAAAUGUUUGAGCAGUUUAAUUUCUUUGCUGGGCAUGUCAACAGACCUUGUAUUCCUGAAUUGUCUGUCUUCAAACCUCCAAACAUUUGUCUUCCAGCCGAGCAGAAGCAAAGAGGAGUUUAUCAGAUUGGCCACCACCAUCCAGCUGAGAUGGAAUUUCCUCCUCACAGCCAUGAGCAAAGCUAUGACCCUCUGGCACAGAGACAGCUUCGGCUCCUGGCAUCUGCUUCACUUGCUGCUUUUGGAAUAUGUGAUUCACAUACUUCAGUCGUGCAUAGAGGAAGAUGAGGAGGACGGUGCCAUGGGAAAUCUCAAGGAGAUGCUACCAGAUGACCAGCCUCUUGUCCCACCAGACCAGGAACUCUCCUGCCCUCCAGACCCCUCCCCAGCUCAGGAGGGUAGAAGCCCGAGUGCGGAUCCCCCCCCGCCCCGGGUGACGCUGAGACACGAGAGCCAGAGCCAGUGUGCCACGGAGGGGAGCAGUGUGGUCGUCAGCGUCCCAGGCUUUCUGGUGGACAUCGCCACGGGCAACAAGUACAGGUGCUGGAGCCCCAGCUUCCGUAGUGUUUUCAGGGAAAUGAGAACUACCAGGUGGUUAGGAAGCCCACAAAGGGGAUACGUUGUCCAAACAAGGAUACGGGAUUCUAGAUUCAUCUCAGCUUUAGCUGACUUUGCCAGGGGUGAUUAUAGCAGCAUGCCCGUUGACCACUGGUCAGCUCUGAGACAUGCCCGGCUUGAUUAGAGGUGUGGAAUAUGGGGACGGCCCAAGCCUGGCCUUCCCAGAGUCUGCCUGGCAUGGUUAGACUCGCUGAGCAGUAGAUCACUACCACUCAAAAGAGUGACAUGCUGGGCUUCCCUGGUGGCGCAGUGGUUGAGAGUCCGCCUGCCGAUG
This is a messenger RNA of Delphinapterus leucas (beluga whale), 1590 nucleotides long. Lineage: Eukaryota; Metazoa; Chordata; Mammalia; Artiodactyla; Monodontidae. The record is from RefSeq and is a predicted model, not a curated record.